Messenger RNA from Peronospora matthiolae, 510 nucleotides. The record is from the annotation of a GenBank genome assembly. NCBI's taxonomy places the organism in Eukaryota, Oomycota, Peronosporomycetes, Peronosporales, Peronosporaceae.
AUGUCUGGAAUGUGGGCGAUCGACAGCGGUACAACACAUCACAUCUGCUAUGACAAGUCCAAGUCUGAAGUUAUGGACGAGCGCAAUGAAGGUGAAGUGUUGGUUGCAGAGGGGAACAAGGCUGCGAUCAAUGGUGUUGGGACAAUCGUCGAAAAGGUGGUCCUGUCCAAUGGUGAAGAGCGCGAAGUCGAGAUCAAGAACGCGCUUUACGUUCCAAGCAUGAACAAGAACUUGCUGUCGAUACCACAAAUUAACAAAAGCGGCAAGUUUCAAGUGGUGUUUGAUGUUGAAGAAAUGAAGAUUUCGCACAAAGGCUCCAAGCAAGUAAUGGCGAUAGCCGAUCUUGUGGAUGGCCUCUACUGGCUUCGUACAUCCCAACGAUCCGUGAAUGCGGCUUCAGGACCAAGAGUCGAAAACCUUCAUGCGCGUAUGGGCCACGCAACGGUUGAUGUCUUGUGCAGGAUGAUCUCCAAGGGCAUGAUCAGGAUUCCAACAUGCGAACAAAAUUGA